UUUCGUCUUCUUGGCAAAAAACUCAGGGGGAAAAGGAGAGUACAAGUCCCGCCCAAAUUGGGGAUGACGACGAUGAUGGUGGUUGAUCCGGUGAAACGAAUCUGCGAUGAACUUGGAGUGUGUAAUGAAGAAGCAAUCUGUUACCUCGACGGAUUCCAGUGGAAUUUUGAUUCGGCGAUGGAGGCUUGCCGUAGCCAAACCUUGCCGGUCCCGUUACUCACGGUUCAAUCUUUGCCGGUGAACGAGAAAUCCGCUUCGAAGGCGACUUCUACACCGCCGAUAAUGAUCGAUUCACUUCGGAGUUCGAAUCUUCCAGAUGAACAGUCGAGAAAUCAACUUAUCAGACGAGUUUGCGAAGCGGCUGCUGGAGCGGAAGUAGAAGACGCAUACGCUUACCUAUCGCGCAGCAAUUGGAAUAUAGAUCUAGCCGUCGGCUAUUUCUACGACCAGCGCCGUCCAACGCCUCCUCAGGGGAAACGUCGAAGAUAUAUUUCAACACCGCAGUUUAAACAACUCAGAAUCGGGAGCUCUUCUUCUGAUUCGAUGGAGAUUGACUCGACAGGAGGACAUAUCCCUGAAGCGAAGGAAAGAGGUAGUGGUUGGCCACCGGUGGAGAUUUGGAUUGAUCGAGCCUGCAGUGAACCCAAUGUGUCUCGAGAAGAAGCACUCUUUUACCUUGAGGGAUUCAAUUGGAAUUUUGGUCUGGCUGUGGAGGCUUGCCGCACCAAAACCUUGCCGGAGGUUUCAGUGAGGGAGGAAUCUGCUGAGGCUCCGUCGAAUUUUCCAGAGCAACCGUCUCAGUUGAAUGAAAAACUCAUCUCCUCAUUCUGCGAUGCGGUUGGUGGAGCGACUAGAGAGAAAGCAAUCUAUAUCCUUCAACUCUCCAACUGGAAUAUAGACCAAGCCGUCGGCUGUUACUUUGAUGGGUUUGAUAUUGGCACCAGAGGUCUGCCUAGUUUGAUGGACGUUGAUCCGACCGAGCCAGAAAGGUUGCUCAAAGAGGCUGGUGAAGAAAGCGCCGCAGUAGCUAUUCUUGGACUGGCGUCGUCUCAAGUGGAUGGUAAGGCUGUUGAGGAAGAUUCAAGCACUGAGACAUUCCCUGAUCCUGUUGCCUUCCAAGACAGAAUAGUUUUGGGGCCUCGAGCUGGGCGGACUACUAUUACAAUAACUAUCAUCUUGCCCGAUGGUAGGUCCGUAAAUAUUCCUUUUAGAUCCAACCAAAUCGUCAGAGACAUCCGCGAUGCCAUUGACGAGCUAACACCAGACAACGACAGAGACUACUUUUUGCAAUCAAUGGCUGGAGUAGAUUAUAUGGACUCGAAUAUAACUGUACACGAGAUUUCUGCGGGUCGGUCCACAACUCUCCUCCAGAUCUACCUUAAUCCGUAGCUUUGUUUUUGCACAGUUUCCAUUGAUUGAUGAAAGAGAGUGGAGAGAGAGAGAUGUAUCAUAGGACUAGGCUUUGGGAAUGAUUCUUGCCUUGUAUAGAAAAGAAAAUAAUAGAGCAGAGCAAAGCAAAGCAUACUUGUUUCUUUUUUUUUUGGUGAGCAUAUUUGUUUCUUAUAGCUUCGAUUAGCCAAACAUAGAGAGAUUAAUGAAACAUAGAGAGUUUUGAAACA
Molecule: messenger RNA, 1619 nt
Organism: Camelina sativa (false flax)
Lineage: Eukaryota; Viridiplantae; Streptophyta; Magnoliopsida; Brassicales; Brassicaceae
Biological process (GO): ERAD pathway
Cellular component (GO): endoplasmic reticulum
Molecular function (GO): ubiquitin binding
Source: RefSeq, a predicted model, not a curated record